Molecule: messenger RNA, 1467 nt
Organism: Thermothielavioides terrestris NRRL 8126
Lineage: Eukaryota; Fungi; Ascomycota; Sordariomycetes; Sordariales; Chaetomiaceae
Product: glycosyltransferase family 4 protein
Exons: 2
Coding region: 1-1467 (488 amino acids)
Biological process (GO): GPI anchor biosynthetic process
Cellular component (GO): glycosylphosphatidylinositol-N-acetylglucosaminyltransferase (GPI-GnT) complex
Molecular function (GO): phosphatidylinositol N-acetylglucosaminyltransferase activity
Source: RefSeq, a predicted model, not a curated record
AUGGCGCCCACAUACAACAUUGCCAUGGUCAGCGACUUCUUCUUCCCGCAGCCCGGCGGCGUGGAGAGCCACAUCUACCAGCUGUCGACCAAGCUGCGCGACCGCGGUCACAAGGUCAUCAUCAUCACGCACGCCUACAAGGGCCGCACCGGCGUGCGUUACCUGACCAACGGCCUCAAGGUCUACCACGUGCCCUUCUUCGUGCUGUACCGCUCCGCCAGCUUCCCCACCGUCUUCUCCUUCUUCCCCAUCUUCCGCAACAUCGUGCUGCGCGAGCGCAUCGACAUCGUGCACGGCCACGCCAGCCUGAGCAGCCUGUGCCACGAGGCCAUCCUCCACGCCCGCACCAUGGGGCUGCGGACCGUCUACACGGACCACUCGCUCUUCGGUUUUGCCGAUGCCGCGAGCAUCUUCGCCAACAAGCUGCUCAAGUUCAGCCUCAGCGACGUGGACCAUGUCAUCUGCGUGAGCCACACCUGCAAAGAGAACACCGUGCUGAGAGCCUCGCUCGACCCGCUCAUGGUCUCGGUCAUCCCCAACGCCGUGGUAGCGGAGAACUUCCGGCCCCUGGACCACCCGGCCGAGACCUCAGCCCGCUCGUUCGGCGACCACCACCCGCCGCCGGCCCGCCGCCCUCUGGGACCCCACGACAUGAUCACCAUCGUGGUCAUCUCGCGGCUCUUCUACAACAAGGGCACCGACCUCCUCACCGCCGCCAUCCCGCGCAUCCUCGAGAACCACCCGCACACGCGCUUCAUCAUCGCCGGCGACGGCCCCAAGGCCAUCGACCUCGAGCAGAUGAUCGAGCAGAACGUGCUGCAAGACCGCGUCGAGAUGCUGGGCCCCAUCCGCCACGAGGAGGUCCGCGACGUCAUGGUGCGCGGCCACAUCUACCUGCACCCGUCGCUGACCGAGGCCUUCGGCACCGUGAUCGUCGAGGCCGCCAGCUGCGGCCUGUACGUGGUGUGCACGCAGGUCGGCGGCAUCCCCGAGGUGCUGCCCUCGCACAUGACCGUGUUCGCCAAGCCCGAGGAGGACGACCUGGUCGCGGCCACGGGGCGCGCCAUCGCCGCCCUGCGCGCCAACAAGGUCCGCACCGAGCUGUUCCACGAGCAGGUCAAGAGCAUGUACUCGUGGACCAACGUCGCCAUGCGCACCGAGCGCGUCUACAACGGCAUCUGCGGCGCCAUCAGCGAGGCCGAGUUCUACGGCUACGACGCCGUCAACGGCGCCGGGAGCUGGAGCGCCGCCAGGGGGCGCUCCGGCGUGCAGAGCUUCGCCCUGAUCGACCGGCUGAAGCGCUACUACGGCUGCGGCAUCUGGGCCGGCAAGCUGUUCUGCCUCUGCGUCAUUGUGGAUUAUCUGAUUUUCCUGGCCCUGGAGCUGUUGUUUCCGAGGGACAAGAUCGACAUCUGCCCUGACUGGCCGAGGAAAGAGCGCAAGGUGGACGGGAAGGAAGCAGGGUGA